Messenger RNA from Anneissia japonica, 1864 nucleotides. RefSeq names its product glutathione peroxidase 1-like. Gene Ontology annotation, biological process: response to oxidative stress. The record is from RefSeq and is a predicted model, not a curated record. Gene Ontology annotation, molecular function: glutathione peroxidase activity. The transcript is spliced from 2 exons. Bases 725 to 1522 code for a protein of 265 amino acids. NCBI's taxonomy places the organism in Eukaryota, Metazoa, Echinodermata, Crinoidea, Comatulida, Comatulidae.
GUAGACUCGAGUUAUUAUGUGGAGCAUCUUCUGAAUAUAAAGAAAGUGGAAAGGGGCGAUCAAGCCUUCGUUCAUUCGUAUUAUAGCGAAAACUACAAAUCUGAUUGUGUUGAUGAGUGCCGAGAUUGCACGAUAAAAAACUAGUUGUCGUAAAGCAUCAGCUUUUAUGAAGUACGCCCAUUUCCUGCCAAUUUUCGGUGUCAACUUUUUCCGAUGGAUUUAAUUUAAACGACUUUUAAUCAAUCUACAUCGAGCUAUACGAUCUACCGUCGAAAUCUAAUGUAAUCAAAAUGUAUUCAUUGAUCUAGUCUUUCAACGAUUAUGCUACGUCAAUCAUAAGAGAUUGGCUUAGUCCCUAUCAGUGACGUUGGACUUAAUGAAAGUGACUGACCACUGUUGUUAUCAAAUUGAACUCUCCCGAGAUAUGCCUAUAAGUGUAUUUUAACUGGUCAUCCGAUUUCAUAAAGAAAGACUCUCUUUUGUUUGACCAGGCUUGACAUUAAUUGUAGGUCCUGUUCUGUGUUUGCUUUUUGGACGCGAUUAUCGGAAAGUUUGUAUUUAUUUGGAAUUACUGUACAUAAUUAUUAUUUUGUGACUAUUGCUUUAGCAGCGGAUAAUACAUUUAAGGGCAUCAUUGUGUGAAAUAUUUGUGAAAUAAUGUCUUAAUAUCCCCAUUACAUCCUUGAUUGUGGUAAUAUAAAGUGCAUUCAUUAUUUGGAAUACAAUGGCGUCGGAAAGAAAACGGACUUGGCAAAAAGCGAAAGUUGCCACAAUAAUAUCGAAGAGACCAUCACAGAAAAAGUUAAAUCAUGACUCGGUUCUACCAGCGAUCACCCGAAAAGGAGAGGACAACUCAUCGCACAAGCCCGAGAAGCUUGUUCCCGUUCAUGUCAUACGGUCUCUGUAUGACCUAUCUGGUAUGAUGAUUGGUGGCCAAAUCAUGCCGUUUGCAAAGUUCGAAGGCAAAAUGGUUAUAGUGACAAAUAUUGCGAGUGCAGACAAACACUGUGUACGAGAACUAACUCAGCUUAACGAACUUGUUACUACAUAUGGCAGUCGAGGACUGACUAUAUUGGCUUUCCCGUGCAACCAAUUCGGCCACAAAGAGCCAUGGGACAAUCACGAGAUUCUGACGUGUCUUCAGCAUGUUCGACCUGGCUCCAACUACAUCCCAAAAUUCCAGAUGAUGGCCAAGUGCGAUGUAAACGGCGCACACGCGAAUCCUAUAUUUGAAUUUCUGAAACAUCGUAUGCCAGUUACCAGUGAUGAUUCUGAGAACUUUUUUCAGGAAAAACACCACGAGAUCACAUGGUCACCGGUGAAUAAAUCGGAUAUUAUGUGGAACUUUGAGAAGUUUUUAGUUGGACCAGAUGGACUGCCUGUAAGACGCUACACAGUCCGAACCAGAGCUUCGGCACUUGGCUAUGACAUAGAACAACAAAUUAAACGGAUAGCAAAAAUGAAGUUAGAAGGAAAUAAGUUUUUUCACUACGAGCCCCAGGAUAAGUCAUACAAAGAUUAAGAGACUUGACAUUGAGUUGAUCAGCUUUGUGUUCUAAUUUUUUGUUUCCAUUGUUAAAAUGUUUAAUGCAAAUGGCUAAACAGCGCAUUGAAAUAUUGCACAAGAGUAAAGUAGAGUUGGCACAAGUUGAAUGAUGGAACCAUAAUUUAAAAACUACGCAGCACAAAUUGUGUUUAGAAAUGCAUGAGCCUGGAGUUUUAUCUUGACAGUUUUAAAUCCUUGUUGUUGGAUGAAGGCCUAAAUUAGAUAAGCAAAUACAUGAACAUAAGCUGCACAAUAUGAACCAUAUUUUUUGACUUUGUAUUUUGUUUUAAUAAAUCUUGAACUAAUUAUGGUAAACAA